Molecule: messenger RNA, 288 nt
Organism: Mucor velutinosus
Lineage: Eukaryota; Fungi; Mucoromycota; Mucoromycetes; Mucorales; Mucoraceae
Exons: 2
Coding region: 1-288 (95 amino acids)
Source: RefSeq, a predicted model, not a curated record
AUGAAUCAUUUUUUAAUCUUCUUACUUACUAUUUCACCCAAGAAAUCCAUUAGCAAGGUCAUUAAUCAAGAAGCUCCUGAUUUAACCGAUGCUGGUGAGGCUACUGUUGCUACUUUUGGUCCAACGUCCACUGAUCAAGCUCUCACUGCUGCCAAUCCGGUUGUUUCUGCUGCUCCUGUUGGUACUGAUGCUCAAGGCUCAGCUGCUGCCAGUCUAAUGGAGACUAAUAAUCCUAUCAUCACUGCCAGUCAAGAUAUAAUCAAUGGUGGUGUGGAAUUUGAGGCUUGA